AUGAGAUAUUUCACUGUCCAGGAUUUUCAAAUAGCACCAAUGUUGGAGGAAUUUGAACAUCUUGUUGGUAUUCCCGUAAAAAACAAACUUCCAUUUAUGGGUGUCGAAGGGAUCUUGGAACAUGAAGUUAGAGUUGUUGCCCUUCACAUGCAUAAGAAGGAGGUUACUGCAAACCUGGGAGUGAAAGGAAAUACCAAAGGGUUUCCACUCAAUUUUCUUAUAGAGAGAGCUUACACCUUGUUGGAAGCCCAAAGUUGGGAGGCUUGCUACGCUACUAUUGCCUUGUCUAUUUAUAGAAUCGUUCUGUUCCCAAACUUUGACGAUUUUGUAGACAUGACUGCCAUUUGCAUCUUCCUCACGAAGAAUCUACUUCCUACCCUUCUUGCUGAUGUGUUCUAUUAUCUGACUUGGAGAAGUACAAAGAAGGGAGGAAUAGUUUCUUGUUGCACCCCUCUAUUGUACACAUGGUUGCAGACCCAUCUUCCAAAUAGGGGUCCCUUUAUGGAUCAGAAGGAUGCUAGUUGGCCCCAGAGGUUGGGAUCACUCCGAUCUAGCAAUAUUUCCUGGUACUCUAUGGAGUAUGAUGGUACAAAAAUCAUAUCCAGUUGUGGGGACUUCCCCAACAUACCACUCAUUGGUACUCGUAGUUGUAUUAAUGCUAAUCCAAUCUUUUCCAUGAGACAACUUAGGUACCCAAUGGAGGGACCUCCCGAGGAGAAGUUUUUGGAAGCCUUUUUUCUGCAUGACCUAGGAGUUGAGAAUCCGACUUUGUUUGCAAGGAUCAAGAAGGCAUGGGAAAAGGUCAAUAGGAAAGGUAAGGCUGACAUAGGAAAGAAGAACUGUAUCACCAAAGAGCCAUACUUUCAAUGGAUAAAAGAAAGAGUAAGAUCAAUCAAGAUGCCUUUAAAAAUAGAGACGUCUGGUCCUCUUCCCGAGCCUAAACCUACUCAUGUCCCAAUUGAGGAGGCAAAAGGACUCCGAGCUUCUUUAGAGAAACUUACAAAGGAAAAUGAAGACUUGUUGAAGAACCUAUACCUGGUCACUAAUGAAAAGAAUGAGUUUAAAUGGAAACUUGAGAGGAAAAAAACUUCGCUUCAGUGGAAGCUCGCCACAAAACAAAAGAAGGAGAUAAGAGAUACGCUUGAGGCUGAAAUAGCCGACCUCAAUGCUUCACUUUGUAAAUCAAAAGAAAGGGCAGAACGAGAACGCCGUAGUAAAGAGGGUGCUUUGGCUGCUGCUCAGAUUACACCUGAUAUGUGGAAAGGAAAGUGCCAAGAGGCUGAGAAUGCUAAUGAGUGGGAGAGAUACUGGAGAGGCCGAUAUGAUUUUUUGCUACGAGAAGGUGAAGAUUGGAUGAAUGCAAGGGAAAAUGUGAAUGUUAGUUUGGCAGCCUGCGAGGAAACCAUCCAGUUUUUACAUAAACAAAGAAAUGAGUAUCGAGACAAGUUUGUCAGUUUGAUAGACUUCUACAAUGGCAUGGCCAAGGAGGUGCCUUUGAUGCUAAGAUGUACUCUGGAAGACAUAGACGAUGACAACAUCCCUUCUUCAGUGACUGACUUUAUUUAUCUUUGUGAAGACAUGAUGAAAAGGUUCAAAGGAGAGUUGGAAGAUCUCAACAAAUAG
Molecule: messenger RNA, 1623 nt
Organism: Lathyrus oleraceus (garden pea)
Lineage: Eukaryota; Viridiplantae; Streptophyta; Magnoliopsida; Fabales; Fabaceae
Exons: 2
Coding region: 1-1623 (540 amino acids)
Source: RefSeq, a predicted model, not a curated record